Scomber japonicus (chub mackerel) is the source of this 792-nucleotide messenger RNA. Its product is annotated as transmembrane protein 271-like. The coding region runs from base 1 to 792 and encodes 263 amino acids. NCBI's taxonomy places the organism in Eukaryota, Metazoa, Chordata, Actinopteri, Scombriformes, Scombridae. The transcript has a single exon. The record is from RefSeq and is a predicted model, not a curated record.
AUGAAGUUGAGUGGGAAAGGACUGUGCACCGUCUUCUCCAGCACCCUCCUCUUCGUGUGCGCCCUGAGCGAAGUUGUCGUUGGAUUAAGAUGCGUCUCUCUGGGAUCUACGGUCAAAGCGCAUUUCCACCUCGGCGCCGCGGCCGGAGCUUUCUACUCCGGGCUAUUUGUGGGAAUCGGGCAAGUCCUGCUGGGCACCGCUCUGCUCUGUUGCAUGGAGAAGCCCGGCUGCAGGAAUUUCUUUCUCCUCGGUGUAGUUGUCUUCUUGUUGGGAGUCCUCACCGCCUUCUCCGGCGCUGUGGUGGACGGGGACACGGCUUCUCUGGUGGAGAGGAAAUAUUCCCAUUACUGCUUCCACUCUGUGGUUGUGAACCCUGCCUGCGAGCAGCUGAGGGAUUACCAGCGGAGUCUGGUCAUCUCCACUGUUCUCAGCACCUUGGAGUGCCUCCUCGGGCUCAUCAACCUGGUGAUCAUCAAAAGGUACAAAACAGAGCAGUUUUCUAGGAGCAGACAGUCACAGAGGCAGAGCGCCGGGGCGAUCAUCUUCAGAGAGGAGCGGGACUGCUCCUCGGUGGAUUUCCAGCCGGUGUCUUACAUCAAUUUGGGUGUUUUUAAUGUGUUUGACGAGACAGGUGCAGAAGUGCAGUGCGGGGGACACCCGUCCAUCGAGCUGCCGGGAUACUCGCCCACGGACCCGGAGCUCAAUCAUUGCUUCCCUUUCUCCUACCCGCUCCCCAGUGAACUACCGCCUGCAUACGAAGACAUCUUCCCCGCUGAGGCAUGCAACACAUAG